CUCACUUCAAUAUCAUGUCGCUUGCCGAAAAGAUCGAGAACCCCAACGAGAGUCUCGUUAUUCCGAAAUGGUUAAACGAGUCCAAACUAAAACCUUUGCUGGCCAAGGAUGAGCCUGAUUAUGUCAGGAUUCUGCAGUUUACUCCUGUGGCUGCCGUACCACCUGGUGGUAACUUCACCUCUGUCAUGCUGCGAGUUUAUUUGGAUCUGGAACUGAAUGAUGGCACUAAAAAGAGAAAAUCAUAUGUGAUGAAGACUGCUCUGGAUUCAGAUAAAGGUGGCAAGGGAAUGAAUGAGUUUCGCUAUUAUCACAAGGAACAGCAAAUGUACUCCACUUAUCUGCCCGCAUUCGAGAAACUCUACCGCGAGGCAGGACAUCCCGUCCAGCUGAAUCCAAAGUGCCUCGAAAUCGGCGAGGAGGAGGGAAAUCUCUACUUCAUCUUUGAGGAUCUGUCAGCGCAGGGCUAUCAGAGUGUGGAUCGAACCAAAGGCAUCGAUAUGGAGCACAUGCGAUUGUCCCUCCGAAAACUGGCUGAGCUCCAUGCUGCCAGUGUGGUCUACAAGGAUCGUCAUGGUCCCUAUCCCGUGGACUUUGAACAUGGAUUCGCUAAGAAGGACAACAUUCAGCACAGCAUGCGAGGCUUCAAUGUCAAGGCUCCUGACUUCAAGGCAGCCAUGACGACUUGGGGCAUGGAUGAGGAAUAUCUCAGGAAUUUUCCCACUCCCGAUCAGUAUGCCAAAGUCUGUUUAGAAUCUCUUAAUGUGGACCCCAAGGACUUCAAUGUCCUGACUCAUGGUGACUUUUCAGCCACAAAUCUCCUCUACAAAUACGGUGAAAAAGGAGAUCUUCAGGAAGCUUACGUUUUGGACUUUCAGAUUUGCAAAUGGGGUAGUCCUGCCCAGGAUCUGCUGAUGAUGAUUACCAUCUCUGCGGAAAAAGGGUUGCGCAUCAAGGAGUUCGACAAUAUUGUGAGAAUCUACUGGCAAUAUCUCAUCGAGUGCUUGGACAUACUUAAGUAUGAGAAGCCGUAUCCACAACUGAGGGACCUACAGUCUUCCCUCUACAAGAAGAAUAACACGCUGUAUGCCUUCUUUUGCGUUAUGAAUCACCUAACCGCCCACUUACUGCACGUCAGCAAGGAAAGCAAUUUGCACACCAUUAUGUCCAAUAACGAGGUGGGUCGGAAUUUUCGGACCCGGAUGUACACUAAUCCCGCCUACGUGGAGGUUAUCAGAGAGCUGUAUCCCUUUUACAGCAACCGCGGGCUCUUCAACUUUGAAGACUACGAUGACUAGCUAGCAAUGACGAUCGUGACGAUCGAAGUGCAGCUCGC
Drosophila kikkawai is the source of this 1333-nucleotide messenger RNA. RefSeq lists its product as uncharacterized. The record is from RefSeq and is a predicted model, not a curated record. NCBI's taxonomy places the organism in Eukaryota, Metazoa, Arthropoda, Insecta, Diptera, Drosophilidae.